AAGUCCGGUAAUGAUGAAGCGGUUGCUGAUAAUCAUUAUUUUCUUUGUAGACAUGACAAGGUACGUUCGAACAAAGAACUGCACAAUUUCAACGGCAACAGUUCAGUAUGUGAGUGCUUGUCCAACAGAUGAACUGACUUGGAAAAAAGCUGCAAAAACAAAGAACUGUGAAAGUCUCGCAAGCUUUGCUGUAACAGAAGGCUGUGCUAACAACCCGUCCGAUUUUGUCUAUCAUUGUGUAAUCAAUCGUUGGAUGAAUGCAACACUAGAAGUUUGCGCCCCAACGCGAUACAUGCAAUCUUUCUGCGUUGAUUUCGACACUGAAUUAGCCAGAAUUACAGAAAAUUAUAAAGCAAAUUGUAGUGUCCUUAAACCACCCUGUCCACCAAGGUAUAUUUCAACAGAUGCCUACAAAUACCAGGGUUGUUACGACAUUGUUAAAUUCACAACAACCACAAAAGUCACAACAAACGCUACAGCAACGACUGCUUAUAAUCCAAUGACGAUAAAAAGCGAACCUUUUCAAGCUCAAGUUGUUAUUAUCGGUGCUGUUCUUGUGGUUUGUGUUGUUUUCAUUCUUGCAAUCCUCAUAGUUUCGGGGUUAGGCUGUUAUAUAAGAAAACUAAAGAAAAGGAUUAAAAAUUUGAGUGAAGGUUCACGGGACGGAAGUGAGAUGAAAUUGAUGGACGAGAAUGGAGAUAUUGAAAACCAAGAUGGUCAAACCGACAAUGCUAAGCAAGACAGAGCAGAGUACAUAUCUCAGAUUCAUGGAUUUGAAAAUACAGAGUUUCUCGACGAAACAAGACUAGAAGAUAUUAAAGGAGAGCAGAUAGAGAAUACAAUAGUAAUGAUCGAAUUUGCAGUUGCCACUUUAAAGAUGGGAGAAAAGAGAAUGGGCCGACAAUUUUUGUAUACAGCAAAAAUAAUUGCUUUCCUGACUUUGUCGAGCCAAAAAGAAACAGAAGGAACCCUCAAUACAGAGCAACCCAGACAAGCAGAGCUAAACCACAAUGACCACGACUAUGCAGUUUCUGGAAGUACUGAAGAAGGGUUUGAUGGAGAAUGUGCAAUGACAACUUCACAGUGUGAAGGAGGGAUCCACGCUGAUCACAGUUAUACUGCUUAUUUUCCAGAGGCAUCCAAAGAAAGUGUUGAUUUAGCAGAAAGAGUGAAAGAGCUCCAAAGAGAAUUAGAGUCACUAAAACUGAAAAAACAAGCCUUUACAAUUUGCAACAUAAUACAGGACCCAGACAAGAUGCUGUUAUAUACUUCAUUUCCCUCAGAAGUUUUCAAUACACUGGUGUCUUUGUUGGAAAGAAUGGCCCCAUUCCAAUACUAUAAUGGAUGGACGGUACAAGGGAUCAGUACCAGUGACCAGCUCCUUAUGACUCUUAUGAAGUUACGCCUUAAUUUAAGGGAUUUGGAUUUAGCAGAAAGAUUUAACACCAGUAAAAGUACUGUCUCCAACAUAUUGAAUACCUAUGUUACAGCGCUGCAUGAAAUUUUAUUUGAAGGAGUGAUGAAGGCUGUUGGGAUACCCUCCCAGUUAAAAUGCAAAGGGUCAAUGCCCAAAUCAUUUGAGGAGUUUUCCUCUGCGAGAAUAGCAAUGGAUGCCACCGAAAUCACACAAGAUGUACCAUCAGACAUGAAUAACCAGUCGCUAUCUUACAGCAACUACAAAAGUCGCCAUACAGUAAAAGCUGUCACGUGUGUAGCACCAAAUGGUGCUUUAGUGUAUUGUUCAGAACUCUAUCCUGGAUCCACCUCUGAUGCUGCCAUUGUUGAUCACUGUGGUGUAUUGGAUAUGUUGAAGCCAGGUGAUAUGAUCCUUGCAGAUAAGGGCUUCAACAUAUUUGAUAAGCUUCCACCAGGAGUGACAUUAAACAUACCACCUUUCCUGUCAUCCAAAUGUCAUUUCACAAAGGAAGAAGCACAGCUUUGUUACAAGAUUGGGAGAAGUCGAAUUCAUGUGGAGCGAGCAAAUGAAAGAAUCAAGAACUACCGUAUUCUAGAUCACAUUCCUGCACAAUACAGACAUCUUGCCACUAAAAUUUUCCAACUGUGUGUAGCUCUUGUUAAUUUGCAAGCUCCUCUGUUGAAGGAAAUAGCAGAAAACUUUCUCACUUUUCCUGAAAAAGAAACCUCGUCCCGCUAUUUACUUAAAAAUAUCUAUUUAUUGUAUAACGGACCUCCAGCUCAAGCAAAAGAACACCUUGAGAGUUACAAGAAAUUCGACGAGUACUACGUUGAAACAUCCUUAUAUAGGAAGAUACAGAACAGCUUCAAAGAAAAUGGAGUUGUAGUAAUAGAGGGACCAACUGGUUGUGGCAAAACAGCAGCUGCUACCCAUUUGUUAUUAAAGUAUUAUGAGCUAACAGGUAUUGACGUACUGAAGGUAACAAAAUUUACCGAUCUAUAUCAGUAUAAGAGUGAAGGGGGAUCUUCAGUCAUUUUUCUAGUAGAUGAUUUAGAUAUUGAUAACCCAGACAUGCCAAACUGGGAAAUAGCAUUUGAAAUGCUCUACAUAAAGAUGGAAGAAGUACGUGAAGUUCAUCGCAGAGAAGCUCAUAGAAUUCGAUUAGUUGUUACAGCGUUUCAUAUUCCAUCAAGAUUACGUAAUCUCCCAAUAUUUUCAAAAGACUUUUUAAUUCAUGAAUCCGAAUUAAGUAAGAAGGAAAAGCUUAAAAUUUUGCAGAAACAAAUGAAAUACGCCAGUGAAUAUUUGAAAAUCAAGUAUGAAUCUCUUGAUAAAGAUGUUCAGGAAAAUGUUGAAACUGCAAAUACAGUUGUCGGAUUUCCUCUUGCUGCACAGUUGUACGCUAGAGAAGAAAAAUAUCGCAAGAAAGGGAAGGAGUUUUUCAAAAGUCCUAAGAUAUUUUUCAAAGAUUCAUUGAAAGAAUAUGUAGAGAAUGAUGAAAGCAAAAGCAUACUCACAGCGCUAAUCAUUGUAUAUUUGCGUGAAAUAUAUGAAAGACAUGGAAAUAUACCAGACGAUAUAGCUGGGGCAAAGCUAGCCUUACCAAAAACAUGCAGAAAGGCCAUAAAAUCGGAUAUAGUAAAUAGCCUAAAUCUGGAAUACGAGAAUUUAUCUUAUUCCGCAACUAGGCUUCUCGGGCUUUUCUUUUUGAAAACAGAGGAGGGCACAUAUAAAUUUUGCCACUCGCUUGUUUUGGAUUCAGUAAGUUCCUAUCUUUUUGACGAGUACUUCGAAACUGUCGUUGCACAUUUCCCCCUGGCUGCCAUUGCAUAUGAAACGCACGAAUUUUCUGAUUACAAGGAAACACAGUUCUCUUUUAUCAGUGACAGAUUAAUAAGGGAAAUGGAAGCUGGAAAUUUGGAAGACGUAUGCAAGUGUACCAUUCUGAAAAAUGAAUUAAUUUUAAAAAUCAUGGGUAGAAAAUUACAAGAAAAUAAGACCACUUUGAAAAAAAUCUUGACAGCGUUUGACAGUAAGCAUGAGCAUUUGCCUCUGACAUUUUGGGCAGGCCGAUAUGAACUGUUGAGAUUUUCAGCCAUACUCUUGGAUUUCGUAGACGCACACAUUUCACAUCAGCAAUUUAUAAAUAGAUACUUUUCAUUGCUGGGAGAAUUUUCUACCAGGUCUCCUAAAGACCUGAAUGAUACGAUACACCAAAUCCAAGAUUCAUCAGAAAUCAGAAAAAUGUUGUUUUCUGAGAGGCCGAGUUUUAUUCAUGAAAUAAUUUCAUCCAACAGACAAGAUGAAGAUGUCAAGACAAUUCUCGAACAUCUUGUAAAGGACGGAAUGUCUUUGGAUACUCUUGACAGAAACAAAAGAACACCGAUAAUGAUCGCUGUAUAUUGUGAUAAAGAAAGGGGCUUAACAAUCGACCUGUUGUUGAACAAAUCGGAUUUGUCAAAGGUAGACAGCAAGGGUUAUUCUGUGUUCCAUCAUUGUGUUGCAGCUGAGAAAAGUGAUCAAAAAUGUUCUCUCAUUCUUCUAAAACUUCUUGGUACUUAUAACAUUCCUACAGGUGUCUUGAAUCUUGAAAGUAAUUCUGGUCGUACAGUUCUGCACAGAGCGGCAUUAGUGACAAAACAUAGCAGAAUACUUUGCAUGAUGAUUUUGCUUGGUUUUGAUAAAGGACUCUGUAAAAAUAACAUGCUAGAUGAAACAGGCAGAACUCCAAUAUACAAUAUGAUUAAACAUCUCAAUAAAAGGGGUGUUUUUGUUGAACUAGAGAGACUAAUUCGGGUAUGUAUGCUCUUACUACAUGAUAUCUCCCCUUAUGAUAAGGCAGAAAGCGGUGAAAAGAGUGCUUGGGAUGUUAUUAAAGAAAACAAAUCCGGCAUACAUCAAAAAUUAUUUCAAUUAAUUAAAGUAAGUCCAGAUCAAGAGGAAAUUAUUGAAAUCAUUAGCUCUGUACUCGAUGACGUACCACAGAAUGUUGAAAGAACUGAUAUUCCUUUCGAAACACCAAACGCAACGGAAAUCUUUUCUGCGAGUUUGAUAAUGCUGUUUAAAAAGGCAGCUCAGUGUCUGUGUACUAAAACAUUCAAUGAAAUUCAAACAAUGUAAUUCAAUUGGAUUGUCAUGUGUUAUAUGUUUUCAAAAUCGCUUGGAAAGAAUAUCAACAAUUGAUAGCAUUACAAAUAAAAAAGAAAGUCAAA
Molecule: messenger RNA, 4629 nt
Organism: Saccostrea echinata
Lineage: Eukaryota; Metazoa; Mollusca; Bivalvia; Ostreida; Ostreidae
Exons: 18
Coding region: 11-4537 (1508 amino acids)
Source: RefSeq, a predicted model, not a curated record